Messenger RNA from Recurvomyces mirabilis, 2694 nucleotides. It is a transcript of the gene SEY1, whose product is annotated as Dynamin-like GTPase that mediates homotypic ER fusion. Gene Ontology annotation, biological process: endoplasmic reticulum membrane fusion. The coding region runs from base 1 to 2694 and encodes 897 amino acids. The record is from RefSeq and is a predicted model, not a curated record. The transcript is spliced from 2 exons. Lineage: Eukaryota; Fungi; Ascomycota; Dothideomycetes; Mycosphaerellales; Teratosphaeriaceae. Gene Ontology annotation, cellular component: endoplasmic reticulum. Gene Ontology annotation, molecular function: GTPase activity; GTP binding.
AUGGCUUCUUUGAAACCCAACAACGACAAUAGCUCCGAGCAGCAGCGGCAUCGAAGUGACAGUCGCCCGACUAGCGGUAUUCGACAUCCUACCGCUCCGUCCGUCAUGACCAUGAACGGACACUUUGCUGGCGUAGGCGAGAAUGGCACGUCGGCAGAGGACUUUGAGCAUGGCGUGCAGAUUAUUGAUUCCGAGAAGAUCUUCAAUGAGAACCUGGGAGCCUAUUUGCAGCAGGAGAGAAUCAUUCGGAGUGGCUUCAAUUAUCAUCUGAUCAGUGUGUUUGGGUCGCAGAGUACGGGGAAGAGUACUUUGUUGAAUUAUCUUUUUGGUACGAGGUUUGGGGUCAUGAGUGAGCAGGAAAGGCGGCAAACUACGAAGGGCAUAUGGAUGAGCAGGAAUAAGAAUGAGGGUGGGGAGAAGGGGAAGGGUAUGGCGGAGAAUAUCUUGGUUAUGGAUGUCGAGGGUACGGAUGGGAGGGAGAGAGGCGAGGACCAAGACUUCGAGAGGAAGAGUGCGCUCUUCGCUCUGGCGACUAGCGAGGUCUUGAUUGUGAAUAUAUGGGAGCAUCAGGUUGGGUUGUAUCAAGGUGCGAACAUGGGAUUGUUGAAGACGGUGUUCGAGGUCAAUCUGCAGUUGUUCUUGAAGGAUGCGAAGAGUGUACCGAGGAGUCUAUUGUUCUUUGUGAUCAGAGAUCAUCUUGGGACCACACCGCUCAACAACCUGAAGCAGACACUUAUUCAGGACUUGCAGAAAAUAUGGAGUGGGUUGAGCAAGCCCACAGGCAUGGACAAGGCUAAGAUCGAGGAUUACUUCGACUUCGCGUUUGUGGCACUGCCGCAUAAAAUCUUGCAACCCGAGAAGUUUGAGCAAGAAGUUCACAGGCUAGGAACGAGGUUCAGGGAAGGCUAUAAUGAUCCAAAGAGGAAGGGCCUGGUGGACGAGCAAUCCGAGCCUAUCCUGUUGCCCGAGUAUCACAGACGGAUACCUGCAGACGGCUUCCCCAUGUACGCGAGAGGUAUCUGGGAGCAGAUUGACAGCAACAAGGACCUCGAUCUACCCACACAGCAAGAACUACUGGCACAAUUCCGAUGCGAUGAGAUCUCGAAAGAAGUCCUGGUACCAUUCGACGAGGUGAUUGCGCCACUCGAGGAGCAGCAGAGCCAAGCUGUGGCGGCUGGUACGUCUAGCACAAUAGCUCAGCUUGGCAAGGUCAUGGCUACUGCUCGAUCGGCCCUACUUGCGGCUUUUGAGGAAGAAGCAAGCAGAUAUCACAAAGGCGUCUUCAAGCGAAAGCAGGCCGAGCUGGAGACCAAGGUUGAUGGUCGUCUGAAGGCUCUGUUUCAAGGUCAGAUGACUGCUGCACACAAGAGUGGCUUGAAUGACUUCAGCGAGGCUGUGACGCAGGCCGUCAAGACGGGACAGAAGAAGGGUGGCAACUAUGACUUUCACAAGAUCGUGCAGACGGAGAAGGAUAAGGCGCUCAAGCGAUUCGAGGCAGAGGCGCAAGGAAGUCUGGUGUCCGGUACGCCGUGGAGUGACUAUAAGUCGCAGAUGAAUCUCUUCCGCAAGGAGUUGGAUGAGGUGUCUGGCCGCUUACGGAAGGAGGAGAUGCGACGGCUUGCAAAUAGGAGUGAGAGGUGGGUCCGUGCUAAGCUUGAUGAAAGCGUUGGUCUUGAGUUCAAUAAGCUCGGUUCUGGUCGUGGUGGCUCAGGGGCGCCAGCUGAAGGUCAGAAGCCUGCUACUGAGCGAGACCUAUGGGAUCGUAUCUGGAGCGUCUUCACGGACACGGUUUCACAUGCCGAAUCGCGCUUCACGGACCGCGCACGUAGCUUCGAUGCCAGCCCAGACGAGGUUGAGGUCGGGCUCUGGCGCCUACGACGGAAGUCUUGGGCUGCUCUGCGUUCGAAAAUCGACGAAGAAAUGAUGGAAGGCAAUCUCCUACUCAAGCUCCGCGAGAACUUCGAAGAUAAAUUCCGCUAUGAUGAUGAAGGAGUCCCCAGGAUCUGGCGACCUACAGACGAUAUCGAGGGCCUUUAUACUCGUGCGCGUGAAAGCACACUAGAGCUCAUACCGCUCUUGUCUCAUUUCAAGCUAGCGAGGACUAGUAGUCCGCCACCCCUUGAUGCCUGGAUUGGAGAAGCACCACCUAAUGUCACCGCCGCAGACGAAGAGGAUCUUUCACCCAUCGGCGGAGUCGAUGACGAUGAAGGCAAGACGCUGGCAGAAGAGAUGACGCUGCUAUCCGAUGCCAAGACCUCCGAUCUGAGCACGCGCUUCCGCAAGACAGCAGACGGCGUCUAUGUCGAAGCCAAACGUAGCGCGAUUGGUGGCGUCACACAGAUCCCGCUAUAUUUCUACGGCUUGCUUCUCGCUUUGGGCUGGAAUGAAAUUGUAGCUGUGCUGCAGAACCCGGUCUACUUCAUCUUCCUCAUCUUGUUGGCGGCUGGUGCGUACGUGACGUACACGCUGAAUUUAUGGGGCCCGAUGUUAAGGAUGAGCAAUGCCGCUAGUUCGCAGGGCGUGGAGAUCUUGAGGGAGAAGCUGAGGGAUUUCUUGGAAAGUAGUGAGACGGGUAGACAGGCUAUUGGGAUGAGUCAGAAGGGCGGGAGCUCUAUCAGCUUGGACACCUUGAACAGUAACGGCACGACAAAAGCUAAGGCUAACGCGAAAGAAGAUGAAGUCGAGGAGAUAUGA